GUAUAAUAUAGAUAAUCUACCGGACGAUCGUUACCUGUGUUUAGUUCAAAUACUCGUAUAUACUUACACUGAGUUACACCGUCCUAUUAUAUGUCCAUUACACAUACCUAUAAAGUAAGUAGUUACGCGUUCUUGGUUCAAUCGUAUUCAGUCGACUAUACUUGUAUAUUGCACAAAUACUUCACUUACGCAAACUGAAAAACUUCGCAAAACAAUGUUUGCUUAUUUGACAGUUAUCACUAUGCUGUGUUUAGGCCGGUCGGAGAGAGUUUCGUCGCUGAUGUAUCCGCACGACUACGGCCCGACGCUGUUCGCGAGCGCCGGCAACGUGACGUUCGACUUCGUAGUGGUGGGCGGCGGUAGCGCCGGCGCCACGGUCGCAGCCCGACUCAGCGAGAUACCCGAAUGGAACGUGCUGCUGUUGGAGGCGGGUGCCGACCCGCCGAACUACACGGAGACGCCGCUCAGGUACAGCGACGCGCUGACCAGCGACGUCGACUGGACGUUCAUCACGGAACCCGAACCGCGCCUGUUCGGCGGCCUGGAACGCGGCCGGUGUCUGGUGUCCAGGGGCCUGAUGUUGGGCGGGUCGUCGUCCAUGAACGCCAUGAUGUACUUGCGGGGCACCAGGCGCGACUUUGACGAGUGGGAGCGGCUGGGCAACGCGGGCUGGGGAUUCGGCGACGUGCUACCGUACUUCGUCAAGUCCGAGAACUUCACGGGCGGCAGCGGUCGGCGAGACGCGGUGCCGCACGGCCGCAACGGCCCGCUCACCGUCGGCCCGCUGGUUUCCAUCGACCCGGCGUACUCGGCGGUCGCGGACGGCAACCGGCUGCUCCGGUUGGCCGAGCUGGACGACAUGAACCGGUUCGCGCCCCCGGCGAUCGGCUACGGGCCGCUGGACUUCACGGUGCGCGACGGCCUCCGGUGUAGCACGCUCAAGGCGUUCCUGUUGCCGGCCAGCGAACGGCCGAACCUGUUCGUGGCGAAAAACGCCAGGGUGACGCGGGUGAUGGUCCAGCGGACCGAUUUUCCGGGUGGCGGAAACUGCACCAGGGCGGUGGGCGUCGAGUACGUCGGGCCGGCGGGGCGAACGGGACGCGUGUACGUGACCCGCGAAGUGAUACUGUCCGCGGGCGUGAUCAUGAGCCCUCAGAUUCUGAUGGUGUCGGGCGUGGGGCCCGCGGGACAUUUGCGCCAACACGGAAUCCACGUUUUCAGCGACUUGCCGGUCGGCUACAACUACCAGGAUCACGUUUCGUUCGCCGGACUGGUGUUCAGCGACCGGAAGGACAGAUCCCGAGCCGACAUAGCCCGCGAGAGUGCCGACCUGACCCGGGCCACGUUCGACUUGGUGUCCAGAGGCGUGGGCACGUUGGGCCUAACAAACCUCGUGAGCUUCGUCGACACCGCGGACAAGGGACACGCCGACGUGCAGGUCGUGUACCUCAGAUAUCCGUACAACAGCACGAGGAACACACCGAACAAACGGAGCAGGCUGUCGAACAUGUUCGGGUACUCGGACCGAGUGGCAACGCUGUUCGACGAUCUGAACAAGCUGAGCGACUCCGUGCUCGCGAUACCUAUUAACGUCGACGGCCGAAGCACCGGGCGCGUGGUCCUGCGGUCGGCCGACCCGUUGGCGCGCCCGAAGAUCUACACCAAUUACUUGUCGUACGACGACGAGAUCGAGACGCUGCUGCGCGGAAUCGAUUUCGUCGUGCAACUGUCGAAAACCAAACCGAUGGUGGACGCGGGACUGAAGCUGGAACCAGUCGCGUAUCCAGACUGCACGGCUCACGCCUGGGGAACGAGGGACUAUUGGGUGUGUGCUAUCCGCAACGUUGCCACGUCGUUCUAUCAUCCGGUGGGCACGUGCCGGAUGGGUCCCACCUACGAUAAGCGGUCCGUCGUCGACACCACGCUAAACGUGAUAGGCGUGCGGGGUCUCAGGGUGAUCGACAGUUCGAUAAUGCCCAAAGUCGUUUCGGUAAACACGAACGCCGCGACCAUAAUGAUCGCCGAAAAGGGAUCGGACAUUAUAAAAAAAUAUUACGGUAAACUCCCGUAAAGUAUACAAAUAAUACGUAGAAUAUGAUGUAGAAUUACACAUACAGACACGUCUGUCCGUAAAAGUCUUGAACUAAAUCAUAAUAUAAUGUUAUAAUAAUAUACUAUAUAUAUUGUAAUUUUAGACGUACAUAUAUCCCGACUUCGAUCGGUUAAAAAUUAAUCUACAUUUCUGUCGUAUUCCGUUUUGCUUCAGUUGAAAUAUAUAUAUAUACAUCAUACAAACACAGUUACAACGAUUAAUUUUAUGAUUUUUUACUUGAAAAACUGGAAAUAGAUUCGACAAAUGCUAAAAAUCUGUCAUAUAUCCAAUAUCGUUAAAACUUAAUGUAUUAAUAUCAAAAAUAUAUACAAAAUUAAGUAAGCAAUAAAUCAUGAUUAAAACAAUAAUUAUUGUAAUUGUGUUCAUAAGAUUUGAUUUUAAUAUUUGUUUUUUUUUUAUAUAUUUGUAAAAAAUUGUAUACUUACGCAAUAUUUCUACUAAUAAUAAUUGCAAUUUAAUCUAUAAUCAAUUGCAAAUAUUUAUAUAAACGAAAUAAUAUUCGAUUUAAAACAAAAUGUAUGUAUGAGAUAUCUACAAACCCUUCCCAAGACUCAAAGAAUCUAUUUAUAUAUCUUUUAUUUAAAUAGUCCAGUAGUCUAUGAGUCUAUAGAGGACAGGUAAAGAAAUAUUAAUUUUUAUAAAUAUUAUUAUAUCUAUAUUUUUAAAUAUAUUAUAGGUAAUAAUUA
This is a messenger RNA of Rhopalosiphum padi (bird cherry-oat aphid), 2799 nucleotides long. Its product is annotated as choline dehydrogenase, mitochondrial-like. Gene Ontology annotation, molecular function: oxidoreductase activity, acting on CH-OH group of donors; flavin adenine dinucleotide binding. NCBI's taxonomy places the organism in Eukaryota, Metazoa, Arthropoda, Insecta, Hemiptera, Aphididae. The record is from RefSeq and is a predicted model, not a curated record. The transcript has 3 exons. Bases 215 to 2071 code for a protein of 618 amino acids.